This is a messenger RNA of Suricata suricatta (meerkat), 1364 nucleotides long. RefSeq names its product chromosome 3 C2orf80 homolog (gene C3H2orf80). Bases 306 to 896 code for a protein of 196 amino acids. The transcript is spliced from 9 exons. Lineage: Eukaryota; Metazoa; Chordata; Mammalia; Carnivora; Herpestidae. The record is from RefSeq and is a predicted model, not a curated record.
UGAGCACCAGCCCAAGACGAUGAUGUUCAAUGCUCCCGCACACCUCCAGAAGCUGGGAGAGAACAAAAGCACCGGAAUCGGUCUCUGACAACAGCUGGGACUGAAAUGCAAAAGACCCAAGAAGCUUGGCCACAGCCACGCCGGUCAGUCAGCGGUGGAGCGGACACCACAUUCUGGCAUCUGGCCCUCCCCAGCCGGUGCUUUUCCUUCUCUAGGCUUGUAGCCUCAAAGAGGCUGACUCUUCCCCAAGGAUAUCAGGUGCACUGUAAGCCACAGAUACCUGCUCCGCUGGACAAGCCUUCAUCAUGGAAAGAAAGCUCCUAAAGAAGGAAAUGAAAAAGCUCCUGGGAGAUUAUAUUGGCAUCAGACUUCGGGAAAAUGAAUUUGACCCAAAAGGAAGAAGGCAACUCACCUUUCUAGAUGAUAUGGCGCACUAUGACUUGGCCAUCAAUGUUGCUUUGCAAUGGCUGGAUCACUCAGAAGACUUCACUUGGCUGGAGUGGGAGAACGUGAAAAUGCCAUUUCAUGGCAGACCCACAUAUCCAAACCGGAAAGAAAGAGAAGCAAUGAUUUUAUCAUCUUACGCUGGAAUCUUAAUGAACAGCACCCCAGUUGAGGAAGUCUUUAAAAUGUAUGGAGCUGAUUCUUCUACCAAUUCUGGGGCCACUAAGGUUCCCCGAGCCCCUGCUUUCCGCCUCUCCUUGCACCCCUUUGCCAUGUUAACAGCACCCAAAGCGGCAGAAUAUGCCCGCAAACAGGGUGUCAAGUUUAGAAGGGGAGCAACAAACAGAAAUGCCACCAGCAGCUCUGCAAGGGAAGUAACGGUCGCAGCAUGGAAAUCACCAAAAAAGUCAUCUUUGGACAUCCAGUCAAAGAACAAAGUAGGUCUAAGCUAAAUGUAUCCUUAUCGUAACAAAUUGGACCAAACUGAUAAAGAGUGCUUGGGGAGUACUUUAUUUAUAUUGUGGUUAAAAGUCCAGCCUUUGGAGUCAGAUGCUGUGGGUCUGAAUCUAAAGCCACUCUUUACUGUAUGAAGCUGUGUGACUUCAGGCAAGCUACUUAACUUCUCUGUGCCUUCAUUUGCUCCUCCAUAAAAAUGGUAAAAUAAGGCUACCUACUGUCCAGGUUGUUGGAAUAAAUAACUGGAAUUAUGCAUUUUAAGAGUGCUUAGUGCAGAGUAAACCCUAAAUAAAUACUAACCAUUAUUCUCUUAUAGCAUUUAAGAAAUAUUAUUCACAAAUUUAUAAUUUAUUGUUAUUCUUUGAUUCAAGUAAAUGUGCUGAGGAGAUUUAUAUGAAUGCUUGUGUCCUAAAUGUUUCUCUUCUUGGUCCGUUUCUCAUUAAUGAAAUGUAACCUUUGCCUGC